AUGGAUCACUUAAGCAGUGGGACGCGAUACACCCCAGCAUCGGACAAAGACUGGGAUAUCGAUGUCCACUUACCAGCAUCGGACACCAAAAGACUUGAGAAGAAAAAGCGCCCAGGGAAAACUGGGGCUGUGAUUGGCGUGGUGAUCUUGGCUGCUCUUGUAGCUCUUAUGGCUGGAAUACUUGUCUGGCAUUUCCAGUUCCGUAAACAGCAGCGGGUCAAGAGGAUGUACAGCGGGUCCAUGCGGAUCACAAACCAGGCAUUUAUCAACGCCUAUGAGAACUCCAGCACUCCAGAGUUUAAGGCUUUAGCAAAGCAGGUGAUUUCACAGCUUAAAGUCGUCUAUUCCAAAAAUCCUCAAUUGUCAAAAUACUACCGCGAGUCUACAGUUCAGGCCUUCAGUGAGGGCAGCGUCAUUGCCUACUACCUGUCUGAGUUCAACGUCCCCGUGGGGCAAGAAAGAGCAGUCGACAACGAAAUGACUUCAGUAGAUACGCUAGUGAAAAAAAUGCGCAAUUCUAUGCGCACGUCUAUCAAUGAAUUGACUUUUGAAAAUGUGGUCACUUCAGCUCUGGAUGAUCGCAUGUUUUCAAGAUCCUUUCAGGAUAAUCUGCAGUUUGCAGAGCAUGCCAAGGUUGAUUAUAUAGGACAGAUCCAGUCGCCGGGUUUUCCCAACAGUCCUUAUCCUCCUAACACCUUCAUCCAAUGGCAGCUGAGAGCUGACCCCGGCUAUGUAGUCAAGCUGGUAUUUGACACAUUUGACCUGGAAGACAGCUGCGAGAAUGAUUUUGUCAAAAUCUACGAUUCCCUGGUGGCCAUCGAGAGUCUGGUUAUGGAAGAGUUGUGUGGCAAAUAUUUACCUAAUAAACCUUUGAGCUUUCUGUCCUCUGGCAAUGUAAUGUUGGUGACAAUGGCCACUCAUGACCAGUCCUUCCCUGGUUUUAGAGCACAAGUCUCACAAGUUCAAAAAGGAAAUAGAGCUCUAGCAUGUGGUGAGAAACUGACAGGUUCAAAAGGCAACUUUUCUUCUCCCAACUACCCAAAUUACUACCCUCCUAAAACUACGUGUCAGUGGUCAAUUGAGGUCCCUGCUGGGAAGGGAGUGAAGCUUGUAUUCAAAAAGUUACUGCUGUCUGAGCUGGGCUAUGAAAAAAUUACAGAGUGUAGCAAAGACUAUGUGCAGGUCGAUGGAAAGAAAUGGUGUGGAGAAAAACCUGAUGGGUCAGUGACAGAAACCAGCAACAACAAUAAAAUGACUGUGGUGUUUUAUUCUGAUGAGUCUCGUGUGGACCAUGGCUUUUUGGCACAAUAUGAGGCCAUUGACAUUCAAAAUCCUUGUCCAGACAAGUUCCAAUGCAGAAAUAACAACUGCAUUAAGCAAGCGCUAAGAUGUGAUGGUUGGAAUGAUUGUGGAGACAUGAGUGAUGAGGUGGAAUGCAGCUGCAGUUCAACUGAAAUCAGUUGUAGAAAUGGAUUCUGUAAGCCCAUGUUCUGGAAAUGUGAUGGCGUCAAUGACUGUGGAGACAACACAGAUGAGAUGGAUUGUGGGUGUAAAUCUGGGGAAAUAACGUGUAAGAAUGGAAACUGUGUUUCUGAGAAGCUGAAAUGUGAUGGAAAGGACGACUGUGGGGAUGGAACAGAUGAACAAGACUGUACAAAAGCCACAGGAGGUUUAACUGUAGGCUGCACAGAUUUUACAUACAAAUGUAAAGACAAUACAUGCAUCAGUAAAGUGAAUCCUGAAUGCGACGGGACGCCGGACUGUGGUGAUGGAUCUGAUGAGGAGAACUGCGACUGUGGGAAACGUGGGAGGACCCAACGUAUUGUAGGUGGUCAGAAUGCAGAACAAGGGGAGUUUCCUUGGCAGAUCAGCCUCCAUGCCAAAACUUUAGGUCACGUCUGUGGCGCAUCCCUCAUCAGUCCGAAAUGGCUGGUCACUGCUGCCCAUUGUGUGCAAGAUGAAGGCUCUUACAAACUCUCCCAGCCUGGCUCUUGGGAAAUUUACCUUGGCGUUCAUUCACAGAAAAGCUUAGGAGAUCCAGUUCAAAAGAGGAAUCUGAAGCAGGUCAUACCUCACCCUAACUACAACAAAUUCACCUUUGACAAUGACAUCGCCCUGAUGGAGCUGGACAGUCCUGUCACCUACAGUGACUACAUAAAACCCAUCUGCUUGCCAGCUCCGCAACAUGAGUUUCCACCUGGCCAGGAUGUGUGGAUCACUGGGUGGGGUGCCACACGAGAAGGAGGAUCUGCUGCAGUAGUGCUCCAAAAGGCUUCAGUCAGAAUCAUAAACCAAGCUGUGUGCGACGAGUUGAUGGCGGGGCAGAUCACAUCUCGGAUGUUUUGUGCUGGUGUUCUAAGUGGAGGAAUUGAUGCUUGUCAGGGAGACUCUGGGGGUCCUUUGUCCAGUCCUUCCGGCAAUCGUAUGUUCCUGGCUGGAGUAGUCAGUUGGGGUGAUGGCUGUGCUCGCAGAAACAAACCAGGCAUCUAUACAACAGUUACCAAAUUCCGUGGCUGGAUCAAAGAAAAGACAGGAGUUUAGUUUGUAUUGUCAAAUAAGGCCAAAGGCAUGGACAUAAAUGAGGACUGAGGAGGAGUGCCACAGUUAAAAAAAACCCAAAACACUCUGACUAUCCAUGAAGUGGCUUUUACUCUCAGUUGUAGCUGCAGUGAGGAACAUGCUUUAAGAGCAGUUACGACACAAUUUAGAUGCACUGUGAUUUGGGGCUUGAUGAAAUAUUUUUGAAUGUAAAUAAAUGU
Molecule: messenger RNA, 2759 nt
Organism: Pelmatolapia mariae (spotted tilapia)
Lineage: Eukaryota; Metazoa; Chordata; Actinopteri; Cichliformes; Cichlidae
Gene: st14a
Product: ST14 transmembrane serine protease matriptase a
Exons: 19
Coding region: 1-2541 (846 amino acids)
Biological process (GO): acrosome reaction; proteolysis
Cellular component (GO): membrane
Molecular function (GO): serine-type endopeptidase activity; protein binding
Source: RefSeq, a predicted model, not a curated record